AUGUUGUUCACGACAAAAACCAAACCCUUUCUUUCAAAUUCUCCACCUUCAGUAUUUCGUUCUCUCCCGCCACAACCUUCCCUCCACCAAAUCAAGCAAACCCAUGCACAUAUCGUCGUGUCGGGCCAUGCCCGCAUCACCGUUCACCUUCUUCCUCUACUUUCUCUCACCUCACGCGUUCCCUUCCCUCUUCGAUACUCACUCUCUCUCUUCAACUCAAUCCCCUUCCCCACCGUCUUCGCCUUCAACUCCCUCAUCCGCUGCCACGCCAAAGCCAACUCUUCGCCCCCUCUCUCUCUUUCUCUCUACUCCGCAUUGCGACGCCGUUUUCUCAGCCCCAACGAGUACACCUUCACCUUCCUGCUCCAUGCCUGCUCCAAGAACUCAAAAACCAGCGUACACAACCAAUUGGGUGUUCAAAUUCAUUCACACGUGAUCAAGCUCGGUUAUGCCUGCCACGUAUUUGUCCGAAAUGCGCUGAUUCACUUGUAUUUCGAGUGUUGUGAUGCUGAUUCUUCAAAAAGGGUGUUUGAGGAAGACCCCCUUUGUAGCGACGUGGUCACGUGGAACUCCAUGUUGGCUGGUGCAGUGAGAAAUGGGGAUGUUCGGUUUGCGGAGAAGAUGUUUGCUGAAAUGCCUACAAGGGAUGUUGUGUCUUGGAGCACUAUGAUAAUGGGGUAUGUUCAAAAUGGGCUUUUUGAAGAUGGGUUGGAGUGUUUUAGAAACAUGAGGGAGAAGAGGGUGAGGCCCAAUGAAGCUAUAUUGGUUACCUUGCUUUCGGUUUCUGCUCAGUUGGGUUUGCUUUGUUACGGGAGAUUCAUUCAUUCCACCGUUGAGGCCAUGAGAUUCCCAAUAACUGUUCAUAUAGGGACUGCUUUGGUUGACAUGUAUGCAAAGUGUGGUUGCAUUGAAAAGGCCAGAAUCUUGUUUGAUGGGAUGGUGAAGAAGGAUGAGUGGACAUGGAAUGUCAUGAUCUGCGGUCUGGCUUCGCAUGAUUGCGCCAAGGAGGCACUCGCACUAUUUCAUAGGUUCAUUGAUGAAGGUUUUCGUCCUGUGAAUGUGACAUUUGUGGGUGUGCUUAAUGCUUGUAGUAGGUCUGGUUUGGUUGGUGAAGGGAAGCAAUACUUUAAGUUGAUGGUAGAUGGUUAUGGCAUUCAACCUGACAUGGAGCACUAUGGGUGCAUGGUUGAUCUCCUUGCUCAUGCCGGUUUAGUUGAUGAGGCAGUUGAGUUGAUUGAGGAAAUGGCAAUUGCGCCAGAUCCUGUUAUGUGGGCGACGCUGCUUGAUGCAUGCAGGCUUCAUGGCUUUGUGGAGAUGGGGGAGAAGAUUGGGAAUAAGUUGAUAGAGUUGGAUCCAACCCAUGAUGGGCAUUACGUGCAGUUAGCUGGAAUAUAUGCGAAAGUGAGAAAGUGGGAAGAUGUAGUUAGAAUUCGGGAGUUAAUGAGUGAGAGAAUUGCCGGCAAAGUUGCUGGUUGGAGUUUGAUUGAAGUGCAGGGUAAACUUCACCGCUUUAUUGCUGGGGACAGAGAGCAUGAAUGCUCUUCAGAUAUUUACAAAAUGCUUGAAAAACUCGGACUGAAGAUAACUGAAGCCGGUUUACUCACUGAAACGGCUUAA
Molecule: messenger RNA, 1617 nt
Organism: Sphenostylis stenocarpa
Lineage: Eukaryota; Viridiplantae; Streptophyta; Magnoliopsida; Fabales; Fabaceae
Source: the annotation of a GenBank genome assembly